AUGUCGUCUGAAGAAGGUCUGGUGACAGUAGAAGGUCUGUUGUCUACUAGUGAGUGUCUUAUGUCAGCCGAGGAAGGUGUAAUGCCUGUUGUCGAAAAUGUAAUGCCUCACGGGUCAAGGAAUGUAGAGGAAUGUUUAAUGCCUGUCGCCAUGGUUACCGAAGACACAUCAUAUUCUACUAAUUUGUUGAAGUGUAAGAUUUGCAACUUCCAGACCAAAUUUAAGGGAAAUUUGUCGCGGCAUGUUACAAGGAAACAUGCUCUUAAAAGAUUCAGUUGUGACAUUUGUAACAAGUCGUUUGGAUACAAUUAUAUCCUCUCUGAACACCGAAGAUCAUCUCACCAGGAGGAACGUUUUCUCUGUGAAUAUUGUUCUAAACCGUUCUUAACACGCAGCGGACUAAUAUGUCAUAAAAAGUUACACCAUGCCCAAUCACCUUACAAUUGCCCGAUAUGCGAUAAACAGAUUUUAAAGAAAGCACAUUUUGAUGGACAUAUGAAUAGCCACAAGAAUGAAGCGAAAUAUGAAUGUACAACUUGCAAGAAGCGUUUUUUUUACAAAACAAGUUUAGAUAAACAUAUGAAAUCUUGCUCGGGCAUUUCAGACAGAUAUACAUGUUUGAUUUGUUCAAAGGUGUUCAGGUGUCCAUCAUCCUUAAAGGACCAUACUCGGGCUGUCCAUGAAAAAGAUUGA
Messenger RNA from Ruditapes philippinarum (Manila clam), 693 nucleotides. Its product is annotated as zinc finger protein 684-like. Bases 1 to 693 code for a protein of 230 amino acids. Gene Ontology annotation, molecular function: RNA polymerase II cis-regulatory region sequence-specific DNA binding; DNA-binding transcription factor activity, RNA polymerase II-specific. The record is from RefSeq and is a predicted model, not a curated record. Lineage: Eukaryota; Metazoa; Mollusca; Bivalvia; Venerida; Veneridae. The transcript has a single exon. Gene Ontology annotation, biological process: regulation of DNA-templated transcription.